AUGUGGGUGGAGACAUUGCUGCUUUUAGGGAUCGCUUCUAUUAGUGUGCUCGCAGCAGACUACGAAUUGAUCCUGGAGGAUCCGGACAUAUUCUCCGACUGUUCAAAUGCCCCACCUGGUGCAUCGAAUAUACAUGGGAUUCUUGAUUUAGAGCACGUAACGUUAACAUCAGAUGGAAAUACAAUCCAUGUGAAGGGCAAUGCAAGCACAGUUUGGAAUGUGGAUCCUGCCGAUCGUGUUCGGGCUUCAGCAUCUAUGUACCACUUCGAACGAGGAGCUUGGGAACCCACUGUUUUCAGUAUGAGCAAUCAAAAUUUCUGCGCCAUUAUGUAUGGCAAGAACGAGUAUUGGUAUAAAUAUUGGACGCAACAUAUUUCUAACCGAAAAGACGUGGAACAGAAGUGCCUCAAUACUCCUGGUACCGUGUUUGUGUUGGAACCAUUCGAUCUAAAAAUUACUUUAAAUAACAUACGAGGGACAACUUUAAGCGGACGCUAUAAGAUGGUGAUAAUGUUGGAAGCUUUCGAUAAGAAUAAUGUGAGGCGGCCAAACAGCAUAUGUUAUGAAAUUAGAGGUGAAUUAGAAAAAAUGUAACAUUUCUAAAUCAAGCAAGAAUGAAAUGUUAAAGCA
Molecule: messenger RNA, 630 nt
Organism: Scaptodrosophila lebanonensis
Lineage: Eukaryota; Metazoa; Arthropoda; Insecta; Diptera; Drosophilidae
Exons: 3
Coding region: 1-594 (197 amino acids)
Source: RefSeq, a predicted model, not a curated record